Messenger RNA from Vanessa atalanta (red admiral), 488 nucleotides. RefSeq lists its product as uncharacterized. NCBI's taxonomy places the organism in Eukaryota, Metazoa, Arthropoda, Insecta, Lepidoptera, Nymphalidae. The transcript has 2 exons. The record is from RefSeq and is a predicted model, not a curated record. The coding region runs from base 30 to 488 and encodes 152 amino acids.
CAACGCAGGGCCAUUAGUGUGCGGUCUCCAUGGGCUCCUCAGUCCGUAGGGACACGGUGACGGGCCCUUUCGUCACCGCACCUCCCGUUCUUUUGACAGGGCGAGCUCUGCUGCCCUGGCACGCCUUACUGCCCAAGGCGUGCGUCGCCGGUUUACCGGCCGCUGAGCACAGGAUGCAGUUCGCUUCAGCGGCGGUGCAUUCGCGGGCCUUGUGGUCCAGUGGCCGUUGUCCUGAAGCGCACCGCAGUCAAGCCGACCUCGCUCAGCUUGAUGCGGCUCUUCGCUUGCUUCAGGACAGUUUCGUACUUCAAUCCUUUCUCCUCAGCACCGGGCUUCAGGGUGAUGGUGAUCACCGCGGUGCGAGGAGGGCGAAGUUUCCCUUUAGGGGCCUUCCUCUUCACAUGACUCGGAUCCGAUUUCGUGGUCUUCGUUUUGUUCUUCUUGGCCGCCUUGCUCGGUUGUUUUUGAGCAACGGCGGCCCACGAUAG